Prorocentrum cordatum is the source of this 351-nucleotide messenger RNA. The record is from the annotation of a GenBank genome assembly. NCBI's taxonomy places the organism in Eukaryota, Dinophyceae, Prorocentrales, Prorocentraceae.
AUGCAGGCAAAGAGCAUGAGCCACCAACUCGUGGUCAGUGCCUCUCACGUGUUCUGCAAGCGUUGUGCCUGCUACGCGCGCUACAGCUCGUUGGCUGGCCCUCCAAAGCCAGCGCUGCAAGCCGAGUCCGAGUCCGAGCCGUGCCCGCCGUGCCCGGUGUCGCCCGCCGGGGGCGCCGAAGGCGACACCCUCACCACUGCGCCUCCGUGCAGCGAGGGCGAGGGCAAGAAGACGGAGCCCGAGGGCGCCUGGUCGUGGCCGAUUCCUGGCAUGGCGCACGGCACCGCCCUUGCAGCGGCGCGGCCGGCGUUGGCGCUGCUCCUGGUCGCGGCGAGCAUCCACUUGGCGUGA